AUGCUGUACAAAUAUCUUCUUCUGCCGCUUUUGGCAUCAUAUGGCGCAGCUGUCACUAUUUCGGUAGCAAAAUCUGGAGGCAAUGCGACAUCGGGUCUGCAAUAUGGUGCAAUGGAAGAGGAAAUUAAUCACUGCGGCGAGGGAGGUCUCUAUGCUGAAUUGAUUCGCAACAGAGCGUUCCAGGGGAGUCCAAAGUUCCCUUCAUCACUGGAGGCCUGGUCUGGUGUUGGGGAUUCAUUGUUGUCUCUAAAGAACCUCACUGACCCACUGUCAACUGCCCUUCCGACUUCAGUCAAUGUCAAGGGUUCCGGCACAGCUGGAUUGAGUAAUGCAGGUUUCUGGGGAAUUGAUGUCCGCCGUCAGAAGUAUACCGGUUCAUUCUAUGUCAAGGGCUCAUACAAAGGCUCCUUCACGGCCUCUCUCCUUUCCUCUAGUGGCAAAAUUUUGGCCACUACCAAGAUUACCUCGAAGACUGUCGCAAACCGCUGGGUGCAACAUAGGUUUGUUCUUACGCCCAAAGAAAAGUCCGCCGAUACAAAGAACACCUUCUCACUGACUUUCGAUGGCUCGAAAGCAUCGAGUGGCUCGCUUGAUUUCAAUCUGAUCAGCCUAUUCCCACCUACAUGGAAUGAUCGUCCUAACGGCAUGCGCAAAGACUUAAUGCAAGCAAUGGCUGAUAUGGGCCCUACAUUCCUUCGCUUCCCUGGUGGAAAUAACCUCGAGGGCGAUAGCAUUGACGGCCGCUGGAAGUGGAACGAGACCAUUGGACCACUCACAGACCGACCUGGUCGUGCAACCACCUGGCAAUACGGAGAAACCCUUGGAUUGGGUUUGGUUGAGUACAUGGAGUGGUGCGAUGAUCUUAAUAUGGAGCCCAUCCUGGGGGUUUAUGCUGGACUCGCUUUGAACGGUGAUGUAGUUCCGGAGGAUGAGCUCGAUUUCUAUGUGCAAGAUGCCCUCAACGAGAUUGAGUUCCUGACCGGAUCGGUCGACACCGAGUUCGGUGCUCUUCGCGCCAAGGUUGGACACCCAAAGCCGUGGAAGAUUCGGUAUGUCGAAGUUGGAAACGAGGACAUGCUGAGCAAUGGGCUGGAUACAUACAAGGCCUACCGGUUCGCGGCAUUCAACGACGCUAUCACGGCCAAGUACCCGGAUAUCCAGGUCCUUGCGUCUACUAUCGAUUUGGAAAUUCCUGGAACUGCAGGUGGCGAUUACCAUCUGUAUGAUAACGCGGAUAACUUCGUCAAAAAGUUCAACAUGUUCGACAACUUUUCGCCGAAGCAUCCUAUCCUGCUCGGCGAGAUUGCCGCUACUUCGCCACUAAAUGGAGUUGAUAUCGACUGGAGUGAUAUCCAUUUCUCCCAGUAUCCGUGGUGGAUUGGCACUGUUGCCGAGGCUGUGUUCCUUAUUGGCGCAGAGCGCAACGCAGACAAGGUCAUUGGAAGUACCUACGCUCCGUUCAUGAUGAACUUGGACAAAUACCAAUGGUCCCCUACCAUGCUAGCCUUCAACGCCGAUCCUGACCAGACAGCUCGCUCUACCAGCUGGCACGCGUGGACUCUGUACAACCACAACAUUAUGACAAACACCCUCCCAGCCACUUCCUCCGACUCAUUCGGUCCCCUGUACUAUGUGACAGGCGUGAACAGCAAGACCAAAUCGCACAUCUUCAAGGGAGCGGUAUACAAUAGCACAUCUGAUGUGCCUGUCUCACUGACUUUUGAGGGUGUCGGUCGUGGCACCAAGGCAGACUUGACCAUCCUGACUGCGCCGGGUCCCUAUGCGAUGAACGAGGUGGGUGGUUCCAACAUCGUCAACACCCAGACUACCACGAUCAAAGCUGGCAAGAAGGGCGAGUUCUCAUUCAAGCUGCCCAAUCUAAGUGUUGCCGUGCUCACCACCAAUUAA
Penicillium vulpinum is the source of this 1908-nucleotide messenger RNA. Its product is annotated as alpha-L-arabinofuranosidase A. Gene Ontology annotation, biological process: L-arabinose metabolic process. The transcript has 8 exons. Bases 1 to 1908 code for a protein of 635 amino acids. Gene Ontology annotation, molecular function: alpha-L-arabinofuranosidase activity. The record is from RefSeq and is a predicted model, not a curated record. Lineage: Eukaryota; Fungi; Ascomycota; Eurotiomycetes; Eurotiales; Aspergillaceae.